Messenger RNA from Alternaria alternata, 796 nucleotides. RefSeq lists its product as hypothetical. Lineage: Eukaryota; Fungi; Ascomycota; Dothideomycetes; Pleosporales; Pleosporaceae. The coding region runs from base 254 to 706 and encodes 150 amino acids. The record is from RefSeq and is a predicted model, not a curated record. The transcript has a single exon.
CUGCCGGGCCGUGCACGAGCCGCCUAACGAGACGAUGCGGGGGGCAAAACCGCCGCGGCUGACCUGGCAGUCACGCAACCAUUAGUUCAGCUCCGCCGUGUCUUUACACCCGCAGCAUCGCCUCAUGCAACGCUGUGCUCCAUCAGGCUGGAGCUUCCGUCUCUAUUACGAACGCAAAAUAACACACCCGAGGCUAUUCGUAGGGCGUUGCUGAUGAUGGCGCGCUUUUUGUCGGUUCCCACAGACGUCAAAUAUGUCCUUAUCAGACUACCAGCGAAUUAAGGAUAGGCAACAAACUUGGCUUGUCAUGCCAAGGUCACCGCCAAGAUAUGCAGAGCAGGGUCAGUCCCACCAGUCCAACUGCAUCAAGAAGGAGAUACACGCGGAGAAGACAGACGCACCACCAUGGCUCGCUGAACCGGGCGAUUGGCGCUGCGGUCAAGACGCUCUAGAAUGGAUCUCUUCCCGAUAUUGGUUGAUUCUGGUUUUACGCGUUCCACACCAUCCCUUCACUGCAAACCUCUCUGCUUGGCCGUCUUGGGUUACUUCGCCCGCCGCGACAAGCCUCCCGGGUAGCUCGUUAUCAGCACCGUUCCUUGGGACCACUAUCUCGCCCUCCCCGCAGCCUCGGUCGUAUAACAACCGGUCAACCCUGCUGCUCAGGCGCGCUCAAGGCUUUCUCGCUGCCUCACUCGCCUGUUUUUGAAGGACUUGUCGUCGAUAUAGUUCCUUUUUCCCCAACCCCAGGGUUUGAAUUGCUUCACCUUCUUGGGUUCGCGCUCGCGCCCCCGCAAUC